AUGAAACCAUUUAUCACUGGUCACGAAGAGUUGGUCCACGACAUCAAGUACGACUUCUAUGGCCGCCACAUCGCCACCGUGUCAUCUGAUCAACACAUCAAGGUGUUUGACUUGCACUCAGCCACCAAUUCAUGGGUGCUAAACGAUCUGUGGAAAGCCCACGAUUCCCUGAUCGUCAAAGUUACUUGGGCACAUCCCGAGUUUUCCAGCUCCAAGAUCAUUGCUUCGUGUUCGUACGACCGUACGGUGAAAAUUUGGCAGGAACAACCCGACGAGUUACAGGGUUCAGGAAGAAGAUGGAUGAAAUUGAGCACUUUGGCUAUAGAAUCGUACGGACCCAUUUAUGACGCGGUGUUUGCUCCCAAUCACCUAGGCUUCAAGUUGGGAUGCGUUGGAAGUGACGGGAUCUUCAGGAUAUACGAGUCACUUGACCCGUCCGAUUUGAGCAAUUGGACCUUGACCACAGAAAUACCUAUCUUGAGUCUGCAGCUUCCUGCCAAAAACUUGCAGAGCAGUUUUUCGAUCGAGUGGUGUCCUGCCAAGUUUUCCAACAGUGAAAAGUUCAUUGUAAUAGCGUUGGACCAAGGGUUUGUUUAUUCGUCGUUCGCAGACAACAAGAGCGAUGAGGCUGAUGGUGACGAUGACUCGAUCAAAUACAAGAAAAUCGGUAAUCUCCCUGAACACAACGGGUUGAUAAGAUCUGUGAGCUGGGCCCCAUCAAUGGGAAGAGGUUAUCAUUUGAUAGCCACCGGCUGUAAAGAUGGGUACGUGAGAAUCUUCAAAGCAGUGGAGAAAAAUGAUCAGGAGCUCAAGAUAGAGACCAUUGCUACUUUGAACGACCACAAUGGUGAAGUUUGGAGAGUGAACUGGAACAUGACGGGAACUAUUUUGAGCAGUGCUGGUGAUGAUGGGAAGGUGAGGCUAUGGAAGUGUAAUUACCGUAAUGAGUGGAAGUGCAUGAGUGUUAUCAACACAAGCAAUAGAGACCCAAAUAGGGUUACUGAAGAGGACUUGGAAACUCAGUAG
Yamadazyma tenuis ATCC 10573 is the source of this 1026-nucleotide messenger RNA. It is a transcript of the gene SEH1, whose product is annotated as Seh1p. Gene Ontology annotation, molecular function: protein binding; structural molecule activity. The record is from RefSeq and is a predicted model, not a curated record. Lineage: Eukaryota; Fungi; Ascomycota; Pichiomycetes; Serinales; Debaryomycetaceae. Gene Ontology annotation, biological process: positive regulation of TORC1 signaling; cellular response to amino acid starvation. Gene Ontology annotation, cellular component: Seh1-associated complex; nuclear pore outer ring.